AGACAGUUGGUAGAACUGAUUAUUAUGGCGGCAAAUGGAAAACGUCAUUGAAAUGUCAGUGUGAAAAGAUAAUAGAGUUCAUAUUGGGUUAUCAAAAUUGAUAAAAUUCGUUCUUGUUUUAAGAAAAGAAGUAAUACAAUUGUGAGGAUUACUAAGGAUUUAGGUUGGAAUAUAUAAAAGAUGAGUAACAACGUAUUACGAGCUUGUUUUCGUGAUAUAACUCGCAGAAUUAACUCGCACACAUCGCAAAUUUUAUCCAAUCCUGUACAGAAAUUGCAAGCAAUAAUACACCAUAAUAAUAAAAUAUUUGUAGUUAGAAAUUUUAAUACCACUUCAAUCAUGAGUAACAAAGUUUUGAAUGGAAAUUUGUGGGACACUGAUCCUGAAUUAUUUGAUAUAAUCAAGAAAGAGAAGCAACGGCAAGCAAGUGGUUUAGAGAUGAUUGCAUCUGAGAACUUUACAUCUGUGCCUGUACUGCAAUGCCUUAGUUCAUGCUUGCACAACAAAUAUUCUGAGGGCAUGCCAAAUCAAAGAUAUUAUGGAGGCAAUGAAUUUAUUGAUGAAAUUGAAAUAUUAGCACAGCAGAGGUCACUGGAGGCAUAUAAACUGAAGGCUGAGGACUGGGGAGUGAAUGUACAACCUUAUUCAGGUUCACCAGCUAACUUUGCAGUAUACACCGGUCUUGUGGAGCCCCAUGGCCGCAUCAUGGGCUUGGACCUGCCCGAUGGCGGCCAUCUCACACACGGUUUCUUUACAGCCACUAAGAAGAUAUCUGCCACUUCUAUCUUCUUUGAGAGCAUGCCUUAUAAGGUGGAUCCUAAAACAGGUCUCAUAGAUUAUGACAAGUUAGCAGAAACAGCAAAGCUUUUUAAGCCGCGGUUAAUUAUAGCUGGUAUAAGUUGCUAUUCGCGCUGUCUGGACUACAAGCGCUUCAGGCAGAUUGCAGAUGACAAUGGUGCCAUUUUGAUGGCGGAUAUGGCGCAUGUCUCUGGACUUGUUGCUGCAGGCCUCAUCCCAAGUCCAUUCGACGUCUGUGACGUAGUAACCACGACCACGCACAAAACUCUACGCGGACCCCGCGCGGGAGUCAUUUUCUACCGCAAGGGGGUCCGCUCGGUGAACGCUAAGGGGGAGAAGAUUAUGUACGACUUCGAGAGCAAAGUGAACCAGGCGGUGUUCCCUGGACUUCAGGGCGGGCCCCACAACCACGCCAUUGCUGCCAUCGCCACUGCUAUGAAACAGGCCACCAUGCCCGAAUUUGUGGAAUACCAACGGCAGGUGAUAAAGAACGCUCAGCGAUUGUGUUCGGGCCUGAUGUCGCGCGGCUACGACAUCGCCACCGGCGGCACCGACGUCCACCUCGUGUUAGUGGACAUGCGCAGCGCAGGCCUCAGCGGGGCGCGCGCCGAGCGCAUCCUGGAGCUGUGCAGCGUCGCGUGCAACAAGAACACCGUGCCCGGCGACAAGAGCGCGCUCAACCCUAGCGGCAUCCGGCUGGGUACACCAGCAUUAACUACAAGAGGCUUAAAAGAAACAGACAUUGAUAGAGUAGUCGAUUAUAUCGACAAAGCAUUGAAGCUCGCUCAAGAAAUCACGAAAAUAUCUGGACCUAAAUUAGUAGACUUCAACAAGGUUGUUGUUGAAAACGCAGACAUCAAGGCUAAAAUUAAUAGCCUCAAGGAAGAUAUCGAAACCUAUAGCCGAUCAUUCCCUCUACCUGGCUAUGAAACAUACUAAAAUUUGAAAUUUAAUGGCAUACAUAGAUAAUUCUAUUUUCAGAAGACUUUGGUUCUAAUAGGAAGAUUUACAGACAGGCAUCUGACUGGCGCGUUUGUCUGAACUGAAGGACAAUUAGCUAAAUGGAAAAAUUAUUUAUCAUUCUUUUUUUGUAUUUAAUUUAUCCAUAUGUCUGUAAGCGAUUGGUGUGUGAUCAUAGCAACAUUUUUUUUUGGUUAACGUAUUUUGAUGUAAUAACUUAACUUAAUUAACUUACUUAACUUAAUAAGUAAUUUAACAAUGUUUCUACUGUACUUUGUUCCUUUAGUUAACACACACACAAAUGCGUUUGUUCUGACACUUUACUACUACAAUCAAAGCCAAAACAUCAUAAAAAGAUAAAAUGCAAGCAUGGCGUUUUGCCCAAAUGCCCAAAUAUUGCCAUUUAAAAAAUGUUCCUAUAGUUAUUUAUAGUGAUUUUCUUUCUCUUUUAUUUUAUCGUACAUUUUGUAUCUGUUGAAAAAUUAUAAGAUAGAUACCAAAAUCACUAUUAUUUUAUAUACUAGAUAAUUUUAAACUACAAAUUCUCGAAAAUGUUAGUUACAUUAACAACAUUACAGAAAUAUUGCAUUUUUUUAUAAUAUUAUAACUGUUAUGAUACCUAGCUAUCAUAAGUAUCCUUGUAUCGAAGUAUGAAUCUCUUUUUAUGUACUCAUGUAUUGUGCUUAAAUUAUACUUUACUAUUUUGGUACCAAA
Molecule: messenger RNA, 2472 nt
Organism: Bicyclus anynana (squinting bush brown)
Lineage: Eukaryota; Metazoa; Arthropoda; Insecta; Lepidoptera; Nymphalidae
Gene: Shmt
Product: serine hydroxymethyltransferase
Exons: 8
Coding region: 181-1737 (518 amino acids)
Biological process (GO): purine nucleobase biosynthetic process; folic acid metabolic process; tetrahydrofolate interconversion
Cellular component (GO): cytoplasm; cytosol; nucleus
Molecular function (GO): serine binding; pyridoxal phosphate binding; mRNA 5'-UTR binding
Source: RefSeq, a predicted model, not a curated record